AUGUCUGAUAAGCACUAUUUCCCCUCCACCAGUGCCAACUCUUUGGUCCCACGAGCAUUACGAGCCCUCGUAUCUGCAAAUGACCACUUGGCUUUGGACUUUGCAGAGAGAGUUGUUUCAAAUGCCUUUCACGAUGAUUCAAAAGUGAGUAUCAUCAGUGGAGGCGGCUCGGGACAUGAACCGGCCUGGAGUGGUUAUGUCGGUGAUGGCCUACUUUCGGCUGUUGCAUGUGGUGAUAUCUUUGCCUCGCCCAGUGCAAAGCAGAUUUUGGCUGCGAUUCGUAUGGCACCGUCAAAGAAGGGUGUGAUCUUGCUGAUCACCAACUAUACUGGUGAUCGGCUUCACUUCGGUUUGGCGGCUGAAAGAGCCAAGGCUGAAGGGCUGGUCGAAAACAUCGCCAUUUUGCAUGCCACCGACGAUGUCUCGAUCGGAAGAAGCAAGAACAGCCAUAUGGGCAGGAGAGGUCUGCCAGGACAUGUUUUCACCAUGAAGAUUAUUGGAGCUGCAGCCGCAGAAGGCUACUCAUUUGACCAGUGUCUUGCACUGGGGCAAGCGAUCAACGCGCAAACUGUCACAAUUGCGUCGGCACUUGAUCAUUGCCAUGUACCAGGCCGAGCUCAACAGUCAUCUGUCUCAGACGACGUGGUCGUCAUUGGCGCCGGCAUUCACAAUGAGCCUGGCCAACUUCAUAUCUCUCCAGCCCCUUCAGUCGAAGAACUUAUCGAGAGGUGUCUCAAACUCCUGUGCGAUGAAUCUGAUACAGAGCGAGGCUUUGUCAAGUUUGAGCGAAAUGAUGAAAUUGGCUUACUGGUCAACAAUUACGGCGGUCUCUCCGUUCUUGAACUGAACGCCCUGGCCGAUGAAAUUCAAAUCCAACUGAGCUCACGGUGGAAUAUCAAACCCUGCAGAACUCUGUUUGGUGCAUUCGAGACCUCUCUUAAUGCACCGGGCUUCUCUAUCUCUCUAUGCAACCUCACAGCUGCGGCUCGGCAAUCGAACGAGCCUGUGGCCACCCUCAUCCGCCAAUUCGAUAGUGCCACGACCGCUGUAUCAUGGCCUAACACUACUCGCCCUUCUUCUUCUCAGAAGAGGAUUGCUCUGGAUCAUCUCGAUACCAAAGUAAAUUCGCAUAUUGUCGGAUCUCCCAGCAUCAAAUUUGACCCCUUGCUCCUCGAAACUGCCAUUCGGACCUCGUGCGAGAGGGCGAUUGCGGCGGAGCCAAGGCUCACACAGUGGGAUAUGGUCAUGGGAGACGGAGACUGUGGUGAGGCUGUCCAGGGCCUAGCCGAAUCUAUUUUACAGAUAGUGGACAAAGGAUGCACAAAAUCAGGCGAUGUUCUGGAGGUCAUCCGUUCCUUGUUGCAAGGUGUGGAUGAUAUGGGCGGCACUCUCGGAGCAAUCUUUGGUGUACUUCUCUCGGCAUUUUCCACGGCCCUGAGGAAAAACGCGUCAGAGGACAAGAUUAGUCCAAACUCGGCAGAGUUCUACGCUACUGCACUUGAGUCUGCGGUCACAUCUUUGAAGUCUCAUACGGGGGCGAGGAUAGGGGACAGGACAGUCAUGGAUGUUCUACUCCCCUUCGAAGAAGAGUUCUCUCGAACGAAUGACCUUAUCUCAGCAGUCAAAGUUGCAGCGGAGAAAGCGGAAGGAACAAGGUAUCUCAAAGCAAAGUUUGGCCGGGCAACAUAUGUCGGGGAAGCGUCGAGCCAGGAGCUUCCUGACCCAGGAGCUUGGGCUUUCUACGAGAUAGUCGCUGGCUUGGCCGAUGGGCUUGGACUUUCCUCCAAUUAG
Messenger RNA from Penicillium cataractarum, 1791 nucleotides. RefSeq lists its product as uncharacterized. The coding region runs from base 1 to 1791 and encodes 596 amino acids. Gene Ontology annotation, cellular component: cytosol. The record is from RefSeq and is a predicted model, not a curated record. Gene Ontology annotation, biological process: glycerol catabolic process. Lineage: Eukaryota; Fungi; Ascomycota; Eurotiomycetes; Eurotiales; Aspergillaceae. The transcript has 2 exons. Gene Ontology annotation, molecular function: ATP binding; glycerone kinase activity.